Vigna umbellata (rice bean) is the source of this 2277-nucleotide messenger RNA. NCBI's taxonomy places the organism in Eukaryota, Viridiplantae, Streptophyta, Magnoliopsida, Fabales, Fabaceae. The record is from RefSeq and is a predicted model, not a curated record.
ACUUGCGCAUUAGUUUUGUCAGCUGCUCUCACCAUGCCGGGUAAUCCUUUUUUCUAAGGCAUACUGGUACAUGAAUGUCAAUAGUUGAUAUAUAACAGCAGUAAGCAUACAUAUGAUCUUCACAACAAAAAGGAUAGUAAAAUACAAGUAAAAAGAAUAAUAAGAUAAAGUCAAUGUAUGUAUACCUCCCUGAUGUUCCUUAACAAGGUCAGGAUCAGCUUUCAACACAGUUAGGGGAGUAUUUGGAAUGAUCAAUUCACCAUCUUCAUUCUCUUUAACCCCCUUCUGAACCCUGGAUCCUUUUGAUUGUAACUUUCUUUUCUCUAUGGUGUGGCACCCGAAUGAAUUUUAAAACAGAAAAAAUAAAAAUAAGAACAACGUAUCUUAUUCUCUCUCAUAAAAAACCUUAAUCUGUUUAAAGUGGCAUUUGGGACUGAUAAUCAUUUCAACUCACCAGUCUAGAUCAAUCAAUUUAAAACACAAUUUCAUUACUUGUGGAUAUUUUGUGUCUAAAGAAUAUAUUUUAAUUAAUAAUUUCGUUACUUUUAAUUUCACUAUGGUGUAUAUUAAUUAUUCUUCUAUGUUUAGCGCCGUUGGCAACUCCCACACCAGUCACUGCUUUGGUUUCCUCACCAUCGUUGUCUCUCUCAUGGCAAUCUAGGUACUUGACUAGUCCCCCUUCUCCUCCUUCAUGUCAUGUUAAAUGGAAGAGGGCUCGAAUGACAUCAUCAGGCCAGUUCACAUCAGAAUCAGCACUUCAAAUUUCUAAGCGCAUUGAUUCCCUGGAGAUGCAGUCCAAACAGGGUAUGUUUCAUUCCGAUGCAGAUUUCGACGGCCCGUCAGGCAGAAAGAAAGGCCCCGGUGAGACCUCCCAAGGAGACCCUACCAUCGACCUAUCUAUUGUCGUCUCCGGUCGUUCGGAUCAGCCACCAAGGCAAGAACCUACAGCUCACGAGCUCGUUCCCAUCUUGACAAAACGAUUAGUUUUGGAUGGCAAUCCUACUUAUUUACGCAAGCUUGUGGACCGAGGAGAAAUCGGCUACCGGCGAGUUGGCGCAGGCAAAGCUCUUACGGCGCGUUCGUUUAACGUUAACGUUCGUUAUUUUCGUGACUCUAUCAAAGAUGUCAUGACCAAAGUGCUUACCGUUCGCUAUGAAAAUCUUGGCGACAUGCGACCUACUGAUAUCACCGCGGAGAUUACAACUUACGUCCCGCAUAUUGCUGACAUUUGCAUGACGGCUCUCUACGCAAAACUACGUAGCAUUAAUCUUGCAUAUGGACAACAUGCAACCAGGUACACUACUGCCCCUAGUUACACUAAGGACAUUGAACUCCCUCUGCCUUUGGCUCUUGCUAUACAGGAAUUUGGCUCUUUCCAAUCUCAUUCUCUGGAAUCCAACCUCAUCAUGAUACCAACCUACCCAGAAGGAACUCAACAUGAAGGUCGUUCCGCUGCUGCUUACCCCUUCGCUGAAUAUUUGACCUACGUACCGACCCUCGCACGUCUUGGGAUUCCCCUGAAGUCCGUUGACGCCGGAGUUAAAACAGGCUCCGCUUGGUGGACCUUUAAACUGGAAGUUAUUUUCGGAUCUGCUGAUUUAAUCUGCACCCUACCUCGCAGCCACUACUCCGACAUGAGCGCACAGCUUAGAAUGCUGUUUAUCGCUGGAGAUGAGACGCAUCCACCUGAGGAUAUCGUCAGUCUCCCUGCCACUUAUAACAACUUCGGCACUCUUGCAAGUCUUAUCACUAAGCAGUACGACAGCCGCACGUUCCUUGCAAUUAUCCAUGGACCUAAAGAAGAAUGGGAUUAUGGCACUGUCUAAUUUCAAGUUUAUUGUAAUUCGAACAAUAUUGGUUCUUUUGCAGCAAACUUUACUGCGCACUCUUUUGUGCAUCUUGUAUUUUGAAUACUUUUGUGGGUGUUUUUUAAAAAGUACUUUGGACAUUGAACAAGGACUGUUUUUGUCUGAAUCUUUUUCAUAGAUAGAGUGAGAUGUUUUCCUAUUUAUAAUGAUGAAUGAGAACAUGUCACUAAACAGAGUACUAGGAUGCUCUGGAAUUUUUUGGGAAGUAUUUGAAUAUUUCAAUCGUGCAAGGGGAAUAUAAAUUUAUAGAACUUGGAAAUGUUCAAGACAUGUAUAGCUGUUUUGAAGAAUUAUAAUAUGUUUCUUUACUAUAUGUUGUGUUCAUGUAAUUUUGUGAUACAAUCAUUGUGCUGAAUUUUCUGUUUCUUAGGCAGGUUACUCCUGAAGUAGUAGGUGGAUAAUAAUUCAA